Molecule: messenger RNA, 1295 nt
Organism: Cuscuta campestris
Lineage: Eukaryota; Viridiplantae; Streptophyta; Magnoliopsida; Solanales; Convolvulaceae
Source: the annotation of a GenBank genome assembly
AUGGGAUCUUUGCAUGGGUUUGAAUGGUUUUUCAAAAAAGGCAUCCAAACUUGAACAGUGUGAGGGAGUUGAUCUACAAGAGGGGAUAUGGAAAGGUUCAAAAUUGAAGUCGUUGCUGAUUUGAGUACAAAUCUUUACCAUCCCCAAAAUUCGAUGAUUGAAGACGAUGGCACUUUUGAGAUUUUAGAAGUUCUUUGAAAAUAAAAUAGAAUUGGGCCACGCCUAAAUUAGGCAGGCCCAAAACUCAUUCAUGGUUGUCUGGUUAAAUGAAUACGGAGUAUGAGGAGGAUUGAUCGACGAAGGUUUUAGGGUUUCGCGGCCAGGGCUUUCGCCUCCAUUUUUGAAGACAAAGCUUUUUACAUCUGAGAUGGCUGAAGCACAGAAUGGAGCCCCAUGUGUCCCUGAGUCAGUAUUGAAGAAGCAGAAGAGGGAACAGGAGUGGGCACUAGCAAAGAAACAGGAGAUUGAUGUUAUCAGGAAGAAAAAUGCUGCCAAACGGAAGAUUAUUUUCAAGAGAGCUAAGCAAUAUGCUGAGGAAUAUGAAAAACAGCAAAGGGAGCUUGUUCUGUUCAAGCGUCAGGCUCGACUAAAAGGAGGUUUCUACGUCAGCCCUGAACCCAAAUUGUUGUUCAUCAUUCGCAUCCGUGGUAUCAAUGCCAUGAACCCCAACACCAAAAAGAUUCUGCAGCUUCUUCGUUUGAGACAGAUAUUCAAUGGUGUGUUCCUAAAGGUUAACAAAGCUACAACCAACAUGUUGCACAGGGUUGAGCCAUAUGUCACCUUUGGGUAUCCAAACUUGAAGAGUGUGAGGGAGUUGAUCUACAAGAGGGGAUAUGGAAAGGUUAAGAAGGACAGGAUUCCCUUGACUGAUAAUUCCAUCAUUGAACAGGUGCUGGGCAAGUAUAACAUCAUCUGCAUUGAAGAUUUGGUAUAUGAGAUCAUCACUGUGGGACCUCAUUUCAAGGAAGCCAACAAUUUCUUGUGGCCGUUCCAACUCAAGGCACCGGUGGGUGGCCUCAAGAAGAAGAGAAACCACUAUGUGGAAGGAGGAGAUGCUGGGAACAGGGAGGAUUACAUUAAUGCUUUGAUCCGAAGGAUGAACUAGAGAGAGACUCUUCUUUGGUGUCUGCUAAGACUUUGAAAUUUUGUUUGGUUUUUCUUUUGUUAAUUCGAUGCGAAGAUUAUGUUUGAACUGCCCGAAGUUUAUGUUUGUGCAUUUUGAAACGUGUGCUGGAUUUGUUAUAGCAUUAAUCAAGUAUUCAAGUACAUUCCUAUUGAAGUCUUUAAAAUCGUCU